CUUUGAUCCUCACCACUUGUGUUAAGAGUGUUUCAUCUGAGUUGAGCAAAGAUGGGAGAUAACAGUGGCUCAGCAGCUUCCAGGAGUUUGAGUAUAAUGGGUUGCUCCAUACCCGAAAAGCUGCAGCUGCAUGUGGCAAUGCUGGCUCUGCAGUUUGGUUAUGCAGGGUUUCAUGUUGUCUCCAGAGCUGCACUCAACAUGGGCAUCAGCAAGAUUGUUUUCCCUGUAUAUCGGAACAUUCUUGCGUUGCUUCUCCUCUUGCCCUUCGCUUAUUUUCUCGAAAAGAAAGAGCGGCCACCAAUCUCUCUCUCGUUUCUUGUCCAAUUCUUUCUCCUGGCCGUUGUUGGGAUUACGGCCAAUCAAGGAUUUUACUUGUUGGGUUUAGACCACACAUCCCCCACUUUCGCAUCAGCUAUCCAAAAUUCUGUCCCAGCCAUAACAUUCCUCAUGGCAGCAAUUCUCCGGAUCGAACAAGUAAGACUUAAUCGUAAGGAUGGCAUAGGAAAAGUUGCUGGAACACUCUUCUGCGUCGCGGGUGCCUCAGUGAUCACACUUUACAAAGGUCCUACAAUAUAUAGUCCACCUCCGCCACUCCAAGGGGCUAACAGUGGAUAUGAUAUUGUUUCACCAAUGUUGGGUUCUCUGUCUCUUGGCGAUGCUAAGGGCAAAAACUGGACACUUGGUUGCAUCUUUCUAAUAGGCCAUUGCCUCUCCUGGUCCGCUUGGCUUGUUUUACAAGCACCGGUUCUGAAGAAGUACCCGGCUAGGCUUUCUGUAACAUCAUAUCAGUGCUUCUUUGGUGUGAUACAGUUUCUGGUUAUUGCUGGUUUUGUGGAGAGGGAUUCACAGGCCUGGAUGAUUCACUCAGGUGGAGAACUCUUCAGUGUCUUCUAUGCUGGAAUCGUAGCAUCAGGAAUUGCAUUCGCUGUACAGAUAUGGUGCAUCGACAGGGGAGGCCCUGUGUUUGUGGCAGUGUAUCAGCCUGUUCAGACCCUUGUGGUCGCUAUCAUGGCUUCUGUCGCUUUAGGCGAGGAGUUUUACCUGGGAGGGAUUAUCGGAGCAGUGUUGAUCAUAACAGGGUUGUACCUUGUGCUAUGGGGAAAGAACGAAGAGAGGAAAUUCGCAAUGCAGAAGGCUGCAAUUCAAUCACCUGCAGACCAUAGCAACAACAGAACACCAUCUCUUCCCAAAUCAUCAUUAGCUCAGCCACUGCUCUCUCAAUCAACCGAAAAUGCUUGACCGGCUUCUGCGACUUUUGACUUUCUCCCUACUUUUCCUUAAGCCUGUUGUUUUGCUUAUUAUAUAUUCAAAGCCUUGCAGUGUGUGUAUGAAACCUAAUGAAAUUCAUGCCCUUUUCGUAUCUUUUUAA
Messenger RNA from Daucus carota subsp. sativus, 1369 nucleotides. RefSeq names its product protein WALLS ARE THIN 1. The coding region runs from base 52 to 1239 and encodes 395 amino acids. NCBI's taxonomy places the organism in Eukaryota, Viridiplantae, Streptophyta, Magnoliopsida, Apiales, Apiaceae. Gene Ontology annotation, cellular component: plasma membrane. The record is from RefSeq and is a predicted model, not a curated record. The transcript is spliced from 6 exons. Gene Ontology annotation, molecular function: transmembrane transporter activity.